Chlorella variabilis is the source of this 312-nucleotide messenger RNA. RefSeq lists its product as hypothetical. Lineage: Eukaryota; Viridiplantae; Chlorophyta; Trebouxiophyceae; Chlorellales; Chlorellaceae. The record is from RefSeq and is a predicted model, not a curated record. The transcript is spliced from 3 exons. Gene Ontology annotation, cellular component: elongin complex. Gene Ontology annotation, biological process: ubiquitin-dependent protein catabolic process. The coding region runs from base 1 to 312 and encodes 103 amino acids. Gene Ontology annotation, molecular function: protein-macromolecule adaptor activity.
AUGAGCGCUGCGGAGAAGAAGGUGGUCAAGCUCAUCAGCGCCGAGGGCUUUGAGUUCGUGGUGGACUACGAUGCCGCCUGCGUGAGCAAUACCAUAAAGAACAUGCUCAACUCGCAAGGCAGCUUCAUCGAGAACGAGCAGGGCGAGAUCCGGUUUCCAGAGAUCACCACGCCCGUGAUGGAGGUGGUGUGCAAGUAUUUCUACUAUAAGCUGCGGUAUGCCAACACGGCCAGCAAGAGCAUCCCGGAGUUCAAGGUGGCGCCGGAGAUGGCACUAGAGCUGCUGAUGGCGGCAAAUUACUUGGACACGUGA